AUGUCGCGUCCUCGGGCCCUGUCGGGCGCUGACGCCCCGAAAGAACCACAUGCAGUCUCUCUGAAAGUCUUACGCUUGUCGCGGCCGUCACUUUCUUAUCAGUACCCCCUCCCAGCCUCCAACAACACGAUUUCCACGAAAGCCUCUCUAAGUUACCCGUCCCAGGACUUCGAUGACCAGUUCACAUUAGCGCCCCUUCUCACACUACCCCCCUCCUUCGGAUCCGUCUACGUCGGCGAAACCUUUGCAUGUACCCUCAGCGCAAAUAACGAACUUGAAGGCGAUGAUGAAAGAGUCCUCAAAUCAGUCCGCAUUGUCGCCGAAAUGCAAACACCCUCUUCAGUAACGGUUCUCGAACUCGAGCCACCCAGCGACUCGGCCCAGUUAGAGGGCCUAAAGAUCGGCGAGUCAUUACAAAAGAUUGUACGAUUCGAUUUGAAAGAGGAAGGGAACCACAUCUUGGCCGUUAGUGUUAGCUACACGGAGACGAGGAUUGGGUCCGACUCCCAGGCGGCCAGUGGACGUGUCAGGACCUUCCGCAAGUUAUACCAAUUUGUGGCACAGCCCUGUCUGAGUGUACGGACCAAGGCCUCUGAGCUACCACCAUUGGAAGUGGAUAACAAGUCACUCGGACCAUAUGGGAAGACUAGGUUACUCCGGUUUGCCCUGGAGGCACAGUUGGAGAAUGUGGGAGAUGGCGCGGUGGUAGUUACGCAAACCAAACUCAACCCCAAGCCACCGUUCCAAUCGAAAUCCCUGAACUGGGACACGAUGAGCCCAAAGAUGUCAGCGGCGUCACCACCGACACUUAAUCCGCGCGACGUGCUGCAGGUUGCCUUCCUUGUGGAACAAGAAGAAGGCCGAACCGAGGGCCUUGAUACCCUCCAGAAAGAUUUAAGGCGCGAUGGUCGUGCCACGCUGGGCCAGUUGUCGAUCGAAUGGCGCGGCGCCAUGGGGGACAAGGGGUUCCUGACCACGGGCAACCUCAUGAGCCGGAAACGCGCCUGA
Messenger RNA from Penicillium arizonense, 1008 nucleotides. RefSeq names its product trafficking protein particle complex subunit 13. NCBI's taxonomy places the organism in Eukaryota, Fungi, Ascomycota, Eurotiomycetes, Eurotiales, Aspergillaceae. The record is from RefSeq and is a predicted model, not a curated record. The coding region runs from base 1 to 1008 and encodes 335 amino acids. The transcript has 5 exons. Gene Ontology annotation, cellular component: TRAPPIII protein complex.